GUUAAAGUUAAAUAAUAAACAACCAAGUAGACUAGAUCUAGAGCUAAACAAUCUUGUCUAGACUCUGCAUCUAGAUCUAAAUAACAAAAAAAAAAAUGAGGCCUAACAGAGGCAGACCUGGCAUGCGAGGAGGAAUGAGGGUUCCUGCUAGGCCAUUUGGUGCCCCUCCGUUUAGGCCCUUCAUUCCUCACAUUCCAUUUGAUCUUGUGCAGUGUGAAAAUGCAUUUCCUAGAGCUAAACCAGCCCCUGAAGAGAAAGCUUUAACAGAUGCAUUGUUGAAGCGGCAUACUGACCUGACUCCAUCUUCUGCUGAACAAGCUUCCAUACUCGCCCUUGUGACCAAAGUGCAAGGAAUUCUAGACAAUCUGGUUAUAGCACCUACAGGAUUUGAAGCAGCAACUUUAGAAGAAGUUCGACAAGUUGGCUCCUUUAAAAAGGGUACAAUGAUGGCUGGACAUAAUGUGGCUGAUAUUGUUGUCAUGUUCAAGACUUUACCUACAAAGGAAGCUGUAACAGCCCUUGCUAACAAAGUUUCUGAAGAGCUUAAGUCUCAAGAACCACAAGAAGAAGCUGUUCCACCAAGAAAAAGAGUUGCUCAGAAUUUGCCCAAAACAGUUGUGUCCAUGUUGCCAAGUGAAUCAGGUUUUGAAGUGACAGUUGGGGACACCUCUGUACAGUGCCUCAUAACAACUAUUCCUCCUAAUUUGAAAAAAUUGGAUCCAGAACUACACUUGGAUGGUAAGACUAUGAACUCUCGUCUUGCUGCUAUCAGACAUGCCAGAUGGUUUGAAGAAAAUGGCCAGCAGUCAAGCAUUAAAGUACUCAUUCGAUUGCUUAGAGAUCUGAAAAAUAGAUUUGAAGGUUUAUCUCCCUUGACUCCUUGGAUUAUUGAUUUACUGGCACAUUUUGCAGUUGUCAACAAUCCAUCUCGACAACCUUUACCAAUCAAUCAAGCAUUUAAACGAGCUCUCCAGAUGUUAGCAGCUGGAUUUUUUCUCCCAGGCUCUGUGGGCAUUACUGAUCCAUGUGAACAGGGAACUCUUCGUGUACAUACGGCCUUGACACUGGAACAACAGGAUCAGGUAUGUUUUACAUCCCAGACAUUACUGAGGGUUCUAACUCAUGGUGGAUAUAAACAAAUUUUAGGCAUGGAAGGAAAUGCAAGUAUUGCUACGGAGAUGAGUGUCUGGGAGGGAGUUGUUGUCACACCUUCAGAUAAAGCUUAUGAAAAAACACCAGAGAAAAAAGAAGACCAGGAUGAAGAAAUGGAAGAAGAUUUAGAUGGCGAGAGUGGAUAAAUUGUGAAUGGUUUUUGUUUUGUUUUGUUUCUCAUUGAUAUUGUAAAUAGUACAUAUUUACUUUUAUUAAUUUUCUUAUGUGGUUAUUCCAUUGUAAUUAAACAUACCCGAAACUAUCAUCAUAACUAAAUAUACUUGAUGUUCAAGUUUGAUUUUGUGUUGCUAUUGUCUAGGCUGUAAUUUAAUGAUGCUCUCUUUGACAACCUUUCACCGGUCAUUAGAAUUGUUGUCUCUGUUAAGUAAAGACAAAAACAUAACUGGUUUAUCCAUUCUCUGUUGAGUUUGAAAUGCAAUAUAAUGUGUACUUGUUUUAGCGACUAAUUUGUUGUACAAAUGAAAGUUCUGGUGUAACUUAACUUGGCAUCCUUAAUUUUGUGUCUGUAGAUUUAUUUUGUAAAUUGUUUUGUAGAUUACAAUAUUUACAAAUGUUUAUCAAAAAGUGUUUGUUGUUUAUUAGACUAUGGUAAAUAAAAAGCACUGUUGUGUAUCUGAAUUGUUUUAAAGUUGUGUCAGCUGCUUCAAUAAUUAAUUAACCCAUUAGCUUCUUCUGCAGUUGGAAACGUUUUCCCGUUUUUGUCCUAAACCGUUGUAGAAUGUUUCUAAAACCCCCUAUUCAAUAGACUU
Biomphalaria glabrata is the source of this 1922-nucleotide messenger RNA. Its product is annotated as interleukin enhancer-binding factor 2 homolog. Bases 96 to 1298 code for a protein of 400 amino acids. The transcript is spliced from 14 exons. Lineage: Eukaryota; Metazoa; Mollusca; Gastropoda; Planorbidae. The record is from RefSeq and is a predicted model, not a curated record.